CAUCCAAGGCAUGCUCACCUGUUGCAGUUGCAUUUUACAAUGGGGGAUUUGAAGGACAGUAAAAGUAUAGACGACAGAGUUCUAUCAGCCGUUCCCCUAAAACAGGGGGACAUUAAAGUUGUAUUUCACAAAGUUGGCGAUGACGACGACGAUGAACACACUACUGAGAGGAUUAAUUUACAAAGUAACAGUCAUGAUGAGCGGGGUAAUGAAGAGGCAAGGACUAGAACAGUGGAAAGCAGUGCGAAGCAAAGAUUAUGUCCUCUCUUGUGUUGUAGAAUUGGCGGCGGCGGGGAUCCCAUCUCAACGGACGCAGGAGACACAGUUGCCAAAGAGAAUAAACAUUGUCCAGGACUGGGCCUGUUUUAUGGCCUGCUGGCAACAGUAUUCUUCUCCAUUAUAGCUCUUCUGGUGAAGACGAUAGAUGGAGUCCAUGCUGUAGAAAUCAGUGCCAUUCGCUGCUUCUUCCAGAUGCUGUUUGUGAUGCCUAUGCUUAUCUAUUACAAGACUGGCUUCCUUGGACCAAGAGACAAGCGGAUCUAUUUGGUGAUGAGAGGGUUCUUGGGUUCCAACGCCAUGAUCCUAUUGUUCUAUGCAGUACAGCAGAUGCCCCUGGCUGAUGCAACAGUCAUCAUGUUCAGCAACCCAGUGUUCACCGCCUUGUUAGCCUGGAUCUUCCUCAAAGAGAAAUGCACAAUCUGGGACUGUGUCUUCACUGUCUUCACACUGGCUGGUGUCAUAAUGAUAGCCAGGCCUCCCUUCAUAUUUGGUGCUCGUAGAGAGGGAAUAGAGGGAGACUACACCAAUCAUCUCAAGGGGACUAUUGCAGCCUUCGGUGGAGCAUUAGGAGCAGCCUGCACUUUAGUUAUACUCAGGAAAAUGGGCAAAAGCGUGCACUACUAUCUGUCUGUGUGGUACUAUGCGGUCAUUGGUUUCAUUGAGUGUGUCAUCACUUUGUUUAUACUUGGUGAAUGGACCAUUCCAUUCUGUGGGAGAGACAGGUGGAUCCUUAUGCUGAUAGCGAUCCUGGGCAUCGCUGGCCAAACGUUCCUCACCAAAGCACUUCAGAUUGAGAAGGCCGGCCCUGUGGCCUUGAUGAGGACCGUUGACGUGGUCCUGGCCUUUAUUUUCCAGUUCUUUUUUUUCAACCGUAAGCCCACCAUGUGGAGUCUCGGUGGGGCAUGUUGUGUGGUCGUCAGUACCUGUGGUGUGGCUCUAAGGAAGUGGUACAGCAACACACACCCAAGAAAGAGCCGUGAACCACGCAUCAGACAAAUAUUUGAUUCCAGGAAUAAAUGAAAGGUUAUCAAUUAAUAUGAUGUUAAUGUUCAGCAGUCAAGAGUGUUAUGUAAACCAAAGAAGCAAUAUUACAUCCAAAUGUUACAUUCAAAUGUUAAAUGUUUUAGUAUUUACAUCAACACACUUAGAAAAGAGGGUUCUUUGGUAAGGGUGAUGGUUCUAUGUGGAACCAUAAGGACUCAAAAUAACCAUUUGAGCUCUUCAAUGGUUCUUUGCCGUUCAGAAAACGGUGCUUUAAUCUUUUAGUGAUAAUUCAAAUGUAGGGGAGGUGGCUCAUUCUAAUAUUUUGGGGCGGUGUUUUCUCACAGCUCUUUUUGUGCAGCCGAGAGUGAGUGUCAUUCUAGUUGACAUGAUCUGUUGUAUUAUGUCAUUGCAUGUUAAAUAUGACUGGCCAGUAAUAGUGUCUUGUGAGAGACUUAUGUAAGGCCUCGUGUCAACGGUUGACUAAAUCUCAAUUAUCUCCUCAGGGACCACCCAGCCGGUCCAGAGCUAGCACACCUGAUUCAACUUGUAAAUUAACACAAUAUUAACACCCAUGCAAUUUUAAAGAUAAUAUAAUAUGGCUAACCCUCUUUAUAGCACCAUAAAGGUUCCAUUUAGAACCUCAUGAACAUGGUUCUUUAUAGAACCUUCAAAAAGGGUUCCACUAUGGUUACAAGACAAAUUAACCUUAUUUGGCAGUGGCACUAUAUACGGUGCUUUCAGAAAGUAUUCAUACCCCUUGACUUAUUCCACAAUUUGUUGUGUUACAGCCUGAAUUCAAAAUCGAAACCCCAUAAUGACAAAGUGAAAACAUGUUUUUAGAAAUAUAAGCAAAUUGAUUGAAAAUCAAAUACAGAAAUAAUUAAUUUAACAUAAGUAUUUACACUCCUUUGCUAUAACACUCCAAAUUGAGCUCAGGUGCAUCCAAUUUCCUUUGAUCAUCCUUUAGAUGUCACUACAACUUGCAUGUCUGAGCAGAAACUAUACCAAGAAGUCCAAGGAACUGUCCAUAGAUCUCUGAGAUAGAAUUGUGUUGAAAAAUAUGGAACUACCCAGACUCUGCCUAGAGCUGUCCGUCUGACCAAACUGAGCAAACAGGCAAGAAGGACCAAGAACCCAAUGACCACUCUGAUAGAACUACAGUUCCUUGGCUGAGAUGGAAGAACCUGCCAGAAGGACAACCGUGUCUACAGCACUUCACAAAUCUGGGCUUUAUGGGAGUGUGGCCAGACUGAAGCCACUCCUGAGAAAAAGGCACGACAGCACACCUGGAGUUUGCCAAAAAGGCAAGUGAAAUACAAAAAUAUUCUGUGGUCUGAUGAGACAAAAAUUUGAGUCUUUGGCCGAAAUGCAAAGCGCUAAGUCUGAAAAAAACAGCAAUAACUCAUCACACAUUGAACACCAUCCCUACCGUGGAGCAUGGCGGUAGCAGCAUGCUAUGGGGAUGCUUUUCAGCGGCUGUGACUGGGAGACUGGUAAGGAUAGGGAGAACAAUGAAUGGAGCCAAAUACAGGCAACUCCUUGAGAACCUGCUUCAGAGUGCAAACAACAGACUGGGGCAAAAAUGUACAUUCCAACAGGACAAAUGACCCCAAGCAUACAGCAAAAGCAAUGCUGAAAUGGCUUCAGAACAAGAAUCUGAAAGUCCUUGAGGCCCCCAGCUAAAGCCCAGACUUGAAUCCCAUUGAAAAUGUGUGGAAAGACUUGAAGAUUGCUGUUCACCGCCACUCUCCAUCUAACAGAGCUUGAGAAAAUCUGCAAGGAAGAAUGGGAGAAAAUCCCCAAAUAUAGGUGAGUAUGUCUGUAUCAGCUUUGCACAAGACGACUCAAGGCUGUAAUCAUCACCAAAGGUGCUUCUACAAAGUAUUGACUCCGGGGUGUGAAUACUUAUGUGAAUUAGAUAUGUCUGUAUUUCACUUUCAAUACAUUUGCAAAAGUUCUAAAAACAUGUUUUCACUAUUGUGGGUAGAUGGGUGAGAAAAAAUAUAAAUUUAAUCAAUUUUGAAUUCAGACUCAAACACAACAAAAUGUGGAAUAAGUCAAUGAGUAUCAAUACUUUCUGAAGGCACUGUAGAACCAUUUUUGCACGUGUACUGAGUGUCACGGUUUUCUUCCUGGGAAGGAGAGGCACACCAAAACGCAGCGUGCUUAUAGUUCAUGGUUCUGUAAUAAGAAAACUCAAACAUGAACAAACUACAAAACAAUAAACGUGAAAACCGAAACAGCCCUAUCUGGUGCAGUAAACACAAAGACAGGAAACAAUCACCCACAAAAUACCCCAAAAAUAUGGCUGCCUAAAUAUGGUUCCCAAUCAGAGACAACAAUAAACACCUGCCUCUGAUUGAGAACCAAUCUAGGUAACCAUAGACUUACCUAGACACCUAAACUGAACACAACCCCAUAAAUCUACAAAAAACCCUAGACGAGAAAAAACACAUGAAUCACCCAUAUCACACCCUGGCCUAACCAAAAUAAUAAAGAAAACAAAGAUAACUAAGGCCAGGGCAUGACACUGAGGUUAAUCAGCUAAGCUUAUAUUAGCAUAUAUUUCUAUUUAAAAUGGGCUGAUGUCCUUUAUUUUAAUACACUGCUGGUCAGAAUAGGUUUUUUGUGGAAAUGUUAAGUGUGACAUUAUUUUUUACAAAAUGCAAAGAUUUUUAAAAGAUUUGCUUUGUGCAAUGUGUCACAGCUAGCAAUAAUAUUUUGUUGACCCAUAGACAGAUGACUUUGUGCAUCUCAUAUUUAUGCUGCCUACAGUAGUUAAAUAGUAUAAUAUGAUGGAAACUUGACAUUUACAGUACAAAUAGCUUUAUGACAGUAUACCACAGAAAACAACUUGUUGUGCCUUCCUUUUGAAAUGUGUGCUACUAAUUUAGAACUAUUCACUUGACUUUGCUUGACAUUUCUGUUACAUACAGUUGUGAUGCUUUAUAUACGUGUUAUACUCCUAGUUAUGCCAGCAUGACUGCUGUUUUAUAGUAUUUAUUUAUCAAUAGAAAUCAAAUACAUAUUUCUCUAUCAAAAGCACUUUCUCAGACUGAUUGAAUGUAUGACUUGUUUAUCAAAUAUGUGGCAAAAAUGCUUCUUAACAUUAACUGUGUUCAAUCAUUUUCUUGUAGGUCUACAUAAAUUGGUUAUAACAACAGUAUGAACAAUUUAAAUUAACCAUUUAAUUGUUCAAUGUAAUUCUGAGCCUACUGUGCCCUGCUCUUUCAUAUAUUGUUUAUACAACUUGAAAUAACUUAACUUCUUUAUGGGACCAUAAUUCACAACAUGUUUGUCCUCAAUUAAGGUGGACACAGAGACAAAUCUAAACCUUUGUGUGGUUCAUGUUCGAUUUGAUUUGAUUGAUACGGAUUUGAUUGACACUGAAAAGUUGUAUGCAUUUGCACAAAGGAGAGAGCAUAACAGAUGAGUUUUUUAAACUUAUUUUUUGACAGUUGAAUGGAAUGUUACCACCUUCAUGCCUUGCUCAAUCAUUUCUUAACUAUGUCAUUAUUAUAUUACUAUUUCAGAUGGUUUUAUUGGAGUUAAGGAUUACUCUAAAAGUUGUAUAUUCAUACACAAUGCAGGAUGUCAUUUUUAAAUUCUAAAAUAAAUUACAUAUA
This is a messenger RNA of Oncorhynchus masou masou (cherry salmon), 4889 nucleotides long. RefSeq names its product solute carrier family 35 member G1-like. Gene Ontology annotation, biological process: calcium ion export across plasma membrane; regulation of cytosolic calcium ion concentration. The record is from RefSeq and is a predicted model, not a curated record. The transcript has 3 exons. Bases 40 to 1299 code for a protein of 419 amino acids. NCBI's taxonomy places the organism in Eukaryota, Metazoa, Chordata, Actinopteri, Salmoniformes, Salmonidae. Gene Ontology annotation, cellular component: plasma membrane; endoplasmic reticulum membrane.